This is a messenger RNA of Strongylocentrotus purpuratus (purple sea urchin), 1648 nucleotides long. It is a transcript of the gene rtf2, whose product is annotated as replication termination factor 2. Gene Ontology annotation, biological process: mitotic DNA replication termination; site-specific DNA replication termination at RTS1 barrier. NCBI's taxonomy places the organism in Eukaryota, Metazoa, Echinodermata, Echinoidea, Camarodonta, Strongylocentrotidae. The transcript is spliced from 8 exons. Gene Ontology annotation, cellular component: nucleus. The record is from RefSeq and is a predicted model, not a curated record. Bases 101 to 1042 code for a protein of 313 amino acids.
ACGGUCACGCAACGCGCAACACAAUCCAACACCCCGAUCAAAAAGCUGCGUGUUGUUGAAUUUCAGACUAAUUUAGCUUGUAAAAAGAUUGUAUUUGAGGAUGGGAGGAGAUGGGGGAAGUAUUCCUGGCCGUCAGGAUCUCGUCAGGACAAAGAGAAAACCCGAAAAGGCUGAUCAGAACAUGGAGAGAGUAGCAAGAUGGCACCAUUGUGCCCUCACACAAGAGAAACUUAGACAGCCAAUGGUGGCUUGUGAAUUAGGAAGGUUAUACAACAAGGAGGCAGUACUUGAAUGUUUACUUGAUAAAUCUAAAUCUGAGUCAGCACUACACAUCAAGAGUCUCAAGGAUGUGAAACAGCUUGUCUUGACAGACAAUCCAGCAUACCAAGGUCAGAAGGGAGAGAAAGGUGAUGGCUAUGUAGACACACAUACUGCUCCGUAUAUAUGCCCUGUAACUGGAUUAGAGAUGAAUGGAAAGUACAGGUUUUGUUUUAUCUGGCACUGUGGAUGUGUGGUUUCAGAAAAAGCUUUCAAAGAAGUCAAAUCAGAUGUGUGUCAUAAGUGUGGCAAAGAUUUGUCAAUAGAAGAUGGAAUCCUCAUCAAUGGAUCUGAAGAAGAUGUCAAAAUCCUGACAGAAAAAAUGAAUAAGAGAAGAGCACUUGCCAAAGCAGAAAAGAAAGCGAAAAAGGCCCAAAAGAGGAAAGUGGAUGGUGUAAAAGAGCAGGCUGAAACAAAAAGUGCAGGAGCACCUAGCGCACAUAGUGAUAGCAGCAGUGAUAAACAGUCCACCAAGGCCAUCAGCCUCAACAAGAAAUUCAUACCAGGUAAAAAGGAAGGCACCGCCACUGGAGUAAUCACUGGAAAACCUGAGGAUGUCCCAGGCAGGUCACACAAGCAAGACUUAGACCCAUCCACCACUAGACCAGAGUAUAACUCUAAGAAGACCGAAGUAUACAAGUCCCUCUUCCUAUCCAAGAAUAAAGACGAGGGCGAGAAGUCUCCUUGGGUCACCUACAACCCAUACUAUGCUAUGAGGAACUGAAGAGCGGAGUCUUUAUCAUACCUACAACCCAUACUAUGCUAUGAGGAACUGAAGAGCGCAGUCUUUAUCAUACCUACAACCCAUACUAUGCUAUGAGGAACUGAAGAGCGGAGUCUUUAUCAUACCUACAACCCAUACUAUGCUAUGAGGAACUGAAGAGCGGAGUCUUUAUCAUACCUGCAACCCAUACUAUGCUAUGAGGAACUGAAGAGCGGAGUCUUUAUCAUACCUACAACCCAUACUAUGCUAUGAGGAACUGAAGAGCGGAGUCUUUAUCAUACCUACAACCCAUACUAUGCUAUGAGGAACUGAAGAGCGGAGUCUUUAUCAUACCUCCAACCCAUACUAUGCUAUGAGGAACUGAAGAGCGGAGUCUUUAUCAUACCUACAACCCAUACUAUGCUAUGAGGAACUGAAGAACGGAGUCUUUAUCAUACCUACAACCCAUACUAUGCUAUGAGGAACUGAAGAGCGGAGUCUUUAUCAUACCUACAACCCAUACUAUGCUAUGAGGAACUGAACUGCGGACUUCAUUCGAAUCCUGACACCGGCACUAAUAUCCUUUGGCAAGAUAUUAACCUGCACUUGCUACUCUCCACCCAGGUG